AUGAGUGAGAAGGCCAAAGACAGGGAUAUGUGUGGUCUGCAAAGUUCUCCACCCUGCCUGGGAGCAUUCCUGUAUAUCCUUAAUUGUUUUCUUUUGUUGCUGCUCCAGAAGGAGGCUCUUGGCUGUCCAUCUGCUUGCCAGCUCUGCACAGGGAGACAAGUUAGCUGUCGUAAUUUAGGGCUCUCAAGCAUCCCACGGAACUUUCCAAAAACGACAGUUCUUGUGUACCUCAGUGGGAAUAACAUAUCGCGUGUCACUCCAAAUGAACUAAGAGGCCUUCAGAAGCUUGCUGCACUCUACAUGGAUAACUCCAGUAUUUUGUAUGUACACCCGAAAGCUUUUGUGGAACUCCCCAAACUGUGCUACUUGCAUCUAAAUAACAAUAAUAUUAAACGCCUGGAUCCAGGAAUCUUUGAAGGUCUUUCCAAUCUUCAUUGUUUAUACCUUCAGAAUAAUCAAAUAGCAUUUGUUCCCAGAGGAUUAUUUAGUGAUCUCCUUUCCGUUAGAUACUUAACACUUCAAAGAAAUCGUCUCAAUGUCCUUGGAAGUGGGACUUUCUUGGGAAUGAUAAGUCUCCAAACACUUAACCUCGCCAAUAAUAAGAUUUCACGGAUAUCAGAUUCAGCAUUUCAUCAUCUUGAAAACCUUGCAUAUUUGUUCCUUGAAGGUAACAACUUAACACUUGUGCCAUCGAAUGCUAUUGGAAGGCUCAAAAAUCUUGAAAGACUUUCUUUGUCUCACAAUCCCAUUGGAUCAAUACAUCCUUUUGCAUUUAAAGGACUUAACAAGCUUAGAUAUCUGUCUUUGAAAAACGUAAAGCUAAAAUGUAUUGCUGUAAAUGGAUUUUUUGGAUUAAACAACCUUAGCCAGUUAAUCUUAAGUUAUAAUGAUUUAGAAAAUAUAAAUUCCAGCACUUUUACUUUAUUGAACAAUUUAAUGUAUCUGCAGCUAGACAGAAAUAAAAUAACCAGUAUUGGCGAUGGUACCUUUGAAAAAAUGGGACAGUCACUUAAAAUACUCAGUUUAGCGUUUAAUAAUAUUACAGAGUUACAACCUGAAGUGCUCAAGCCCUUAGUGUCUUUAACUCACCUACAAGUAAAUUAUAAUCCUUGGAACUGCAGCUGCAAAAUGCUUGGGUUACUUAAUUGGCUAGCAUCGUCUCCUAUUUCUGUAAAAAUUCAUUGUCAGAAUCCCCUGAGUAUGCGUGGUAGACCUUUGCAUUACAUUAAGCAGACUCAGUUUGCAAACUGCAGUAGCCCUACUGCCAGCCCAGAAGCAGCCUGGAGUCUAGGAUCUGUAGGUGUCCAUCACAGUGCUACCACUUUGCUGAUGGCAUGGCAUAAGGGAAACAGGCACAACACGUUUGAACAGUUUGUCAAUGCAGAAACUAAUUAUGUUGCUUUCUGGGAAGGAACCACAGCCACAUCUGCUAACCUGUUGCCCUAUGAAGAAAAUGCUGCUGAAAUUCCAUCACAGGCAACUACAGUAUUAUCAACAUUACCGGUGCAAAUACCAGCACAGAUUAUACCUGUUAACAGAACCGUAGAAGAAAAAGGUUUAUUUCCAACAGAUGCUGCUCCUGUGUCACUAAAAACAUCCCUACUUUGUACACAACAGGUUGAAAAGCUGAAUCAGGCUUUUGACAUUUUACUAGCCUUUUUCAUUCUGGCUUGUGCUGUGAUCCUGUUCUUAACCUGUAAAAUUAUUCAGUUUAGGCAGAAACUAAAGGUGCUGGAAAACUCAGGGGAAAAGAGAAUAGAAUAUUACGGGUUUUAUCAGCCUGGUAGAUACAACAUAACUGACCCAGUGCAGUCUCUAACUCAGAAUUCAAUGAGGCAUUCAGAACUGGACCAAAUUAGGCUGCUCAAGCGAACAGCAUCUGAAAGUCAAGCACAGGUCAUAUUGUUUGAGCAUUCAUCAUUGUAA
Messenger RNA from Aptenodytes forsteri (emperor penguin), 1926 nucleotides. RefSeq names its product leucine rich repeat containing 70 (gene LRRC70). Bases 1 to 1926 code for a protein of 641 amino acids. Gene Ontology annotation, molecular function: protein binding. The record is from RefSeq and is a predicted model, not a curated record. The transcript has a single exon. Gene Ontology annotation, cellular component: plasma membrane. NCBI's taxonomy places the organism in Eukaryota, Metazoa, Chordata, Aves, Sphenisciformes, Spheniscidae.